Fusarium keratoplasticum is the source of this 2127-nucleotide messenger RNA. RefSeq lists its product as uncharacterized. Lineage: Eukaryota; Fungi; Ascomycota; Sordariomycetes; Hypocreales; Nectriaceae. The transcript has a single exon. The record is from RefSeq and is a predicted model, not a curated record. Bases 1 to 2127 code for a protein of 708 amino acids.
AUGGGUGAGGGGUCAGAGCGAGGGCAGUCACCAGGCUCCGAAGGACCUGAGCCCCCCCUUUUUGAGCCCUCGGACUUCGAAAUCGCGUAUGGCCACGAGGCCUCCGACUAUGGUCCUGAGAGCUUCGAAGAAAUGUAUGGCCCCGGGGCCUUUGAGAACCUUCACAGCCAAUGGGGCAGCCUGGACUUGGCCAGCCCCGAUGUCCCAGACUCUUCGGUAUCUCCCAUCACCACCACGUACCGUUGCGCUUGGCCGACCCUCCGGCCUAUCCCCCUUGAGAGAGAUUACCUUCUCCGGCUACCCAAGGAUAUCCGUGACAACUCUGUCAGAAUCCAAAGCGAAGCCAGGAAAAUCCUACGUGAGCUUGGCAUCGUGGCCGCCAGCUCAGACAUCGAUAUUUCCCGGGCGCGAUCUGCCGAACCCGACGCCGAUACCGCGGUCCCAACGCUCCUAAUCAUUGCAGAAUGGGAGCAGAACUCGACGCAUAGCUGGAAAGAAGCUGUCAAGGCAGUGGCUAGCUACGUUACCACCGUGCUCGGUAGCGACCAUGGUCUAGCAAUCGACAUGAUUGCCCAUGAGAGAGUCGACGAACAGUUUUUGGGGCCUGUUCUGAACCAACCUGACUUGGCUGAAGCAUGGCCCACGAUCCGGUCCUUUGCUCAACAACGUCUUGAAGUCCAUAGAGCAACCAAGUCCAGGAUGACCACCAUCGCUCUGUUCCGCAUGGGAUUUCACUCAACACCCUCCUACAACCCAGUCACUCUCUACAUUUCCGUUGACUACAAGUCGGAUGAAUCCCGGUGGCCCGAUAUCACCCAGGACAUCGCCCGUGGACUCUCGCGCAUGGGCUGGGAUACCAUCCAUAUCCACAUCGAGCACAACAUGCCUGAGAGAUAUCCGUUCCCUCUCAAUCCUCUCAUCGGAAGCGCAAAGAAGGUGCGUGAGCGAAGGGAGGCUGGUAACCAUCUCAUCGAGGGUGAGUAUCAACGUCAAGUCAACAUGGGCGAAAGCAUGGGUGCGUAUCGGUAUCUCCAAGACGACCAAGGUAACACAACGAAUCCAAGCUCCGGAACACUUGGAUGUUACCUCCAAAUACAGCGAAAGGGCCAACCCCCCUCGGCAAACUUUGCAUUGACCAACUACCACGUCAUCCGUCCCUGUUUGGACGGCUUCAGGCUCAAAACCAAGAUCCGCCCUCUCGACGAGGACACCAAGCAGGGUCUGACGCCAGAGGAACAGGAAGAGGAUUCCAAGACCAGGGUUCCGGAUGCCCCCGAGCGUUACUCCAACCUCUGGAAAGCCGACCACAAGGGGUUCGGGGUCCGCCAGUUCCCAGAGACGCUGGUCGAAAGCCCGGCCAGAAUCAAGCAUAACUACACCAUUUGGAGCUUGGACCAAGAUAUCCGGUUCGAGUUGCAGGCAGGGACAGACCCCGAGGAUGCCGCUGUCAGGACCGCGACCCAGGAAAAGGCCGACAAACUCAACUUCUUUGACCAAGAUAACCACAAGCUCGGCCGCGUCGUGCUCGCCUCGGGCUUUGGUCGCAGGGCCGUCAGGGAGCCUGCCACUGAAGGGAAACGACGCCUGGACUGGGCAGUGAUUGAGGUCGAUGCAGCUCGCCAGGGAGCCAACAUGAUUCCCUCAUUCGACACCUGGAAAGCUAAGUACCAGGACUACAAUCUCUGCCCACCUCGCAAUAUCUGUGGAACACUUCUCAAGCCAGAGCCUGGGUCGCUCAAGGAUAUCAAGCCAGACGAAACAAUCUGGAAGGUUGCCUCUACGACUGGUCCUACGGCGGGUGUCCUCUCACCAGACUUCAAACCCAUCAGCACCCUGCUCGAUGAUGAAUACAUGGGAGAUCACUCGUCGGUGGAGAGUGUCGUCAUCGGACACCCUCAGGCUAGUACCACUGGGGAUGGUGUCUUUGCUCUACCUGGUGACUCAGGCGGCAUCGCCUUUAACAAGGAAGGAGUCGCGGUUGGUUUGGUGUUUACUGGACAACGGCCAAAGCAGUCCAAGCAGGGACUUUCAUAUGUCACGCCGCUCGACGACGCUUUCGAUGACAUGAUGACAAUGACGCAGUCAUCGCCAAGCCAGAUUCUUGAGAUUACUCUUGCACAGAACUAG